AUGGCGGCCGGGACCCAAGAAUUCAGUACCUCUAUCGGUCGCAGCCUUAGAGAGUUGGAGGAGGGGACUAAUCAAAUGUGCACGCAGCGGAGUAAACAGCGGGCGGUUUACGAGAAUGUGAUGAACAGAGUGAUCCAGUAUCAGACGGUGCGCUACGAUAUCCUUCCCCUUUCCAAAGUCUCACGGGAACGGCUCAAUCAGGUGAAGAGAAAGAUUCUCGUCCUAGACCUGGACGAGACGCUCAUCCACUCCCAUCACGAUGGGGUCCUGAGGCCCACAGUGAGGCCCGGCACACCCCCCGACUUCAUUCUUAAGGUUGUCAUAGACAAGCACCCAGUCCGCUUUUUUGUACAUAAGAGGCCGCACGUGGACUUUUUUCUAGAAGUGGUGAGCCAGUGGUAUGAGCUGGUGGUCUUUACAGCCAGCAUGGAAAUCUACGGCUCAGCGGUGGCCGACAAGCUAGACAAUAGUAGGAGCAUCUUAAAGAGGAGAUACUACAGACAGCACUGCACUUUGGAGCUGGGCAGUUACAUCAAGGACCUCUCGGUCGUACACAACGACCUGUCCAGCAUAGUCAUCUUGGAUAAUUCACCGGGCGCAUACAGGAGCCAUCCAGAUAACGCCAUCCCCAUCAAGUCCUGGUUCAGCGACCCCGGCGACACGGCUCUCCUCAAUCUGCUCCCCAUGCUUGAUGCCUUGAGGUUCACAGCGGACGUCCGGUCGGUGCUCAGUCGGAACCUGCACCAGCAUCGCCUUUGGUGACGGCGGCUCCUCCUUUCUUCAGGGUUUGGCCCUCGACCUCUGCCUUAUCCCGCCAUCGUGCCCGCCCGCCCCACCCUUGCCACUCGGACUCUGGCAGCCGUGUUUGGACUCAGCGCAGCGGCUGGGAAGGGACUUGGCGUGAGCCGGCCUCCCCCGGCGUCAGCCCACGGGCACCCGCUUCCACUCCCGCCUGUGUGUGCCCCCGCCCGGCACACCGUCCGCGCGUCGGCCGGCGGGGUGGACUCUGGCAGAGAUCCUGGGGGGAGGGGGGCACCGGCACUGUUGGCGCGACUCCAGCUGCUUUGGAGGCAGACGGGCAAGAAAGGGGGUGAAACAAGCCAGACGCACCCCGGAGUGCGACGGACACUUUGAGACGAGGCUGCGUUUCUCAUUUUAAAGACCUAGCUCCCUGUACAAAGAGCUUCCUUCUCUGGCCUUUUUUUUCCUCCCUCUCUUUGGCC
Messenger RNA from Gekko japonicus, 1223 nucleotides. RefSeq names its product CTD nuclear envelope phosphatase 1 (gene CTDNEP1). NCBI's taxonomy places the organism in Eukaryota, Metazoa, Chordata, Lepidosauria, Squamata, Gekkonidae. Gene Ontology annotation, molecular function: protein serine/threonine phosphatase activity. The record is from RefSeq and is a predicted model, not a curated record. The coding region runs from base 1 to 762 and encodes 253 amino acids. The transcript has 9 exons.